Messenger RNA from Prunus armeniaca (apricot), 657 nucleotides. The record is from the annotation of a GenBank genome assembly. Lineage: Eukaryota; Viridiplantae; Streptophyta; Magnoliopsida; Rosales; Rosaceae.
AUGAUGCUUGGUGGGACUGACACAUCCUCCAACACAGCUGAGUUUGCAUUUGCUGAAACCAUGAACAAUCCGGCGGUGAUGGGAAAAGCCAAGCAAGAAUUGGACGAUGUAGUUGGCAAAGGCAACAUUGUACAAGAAACUCAUAUUUCCAAAUUACCAUACCUACAAGCUGUGGUGAAAGAAACUAUGUUCCUGUACCUACUCGAGCCACUUUUAAUCCCUCACUGCCCAAUUGAAACAUGCAUAGUGGGAGGCUACACCAUUCCAAAGGGUUCCAGGGUUCUUGUUAAUGCAUGGGCUAUUCAUAGGGACCCUUCUAACUGGGAAGACCCAUUGGAUUUUGAUCCAAACAGGUUCUUGCGUGGCAAAUGGGACUAUAGUGGACGUGACUUCAACUAUUUACCAUUCGGGUCAGGCAGAAGAAUAUGUGUUGGGACAGCAAUGGCUGAGAGAAUGAUGGUAUAUACACUUGCUACACUCUUGCAUUCCUUUGACUGGAAAUUGCCACAGGGGGAGGAGCUGGAUCUUUCAGAGAAGUUUGGGAUUGUGAUGAAGAAGAAGAUACCUCUGGUUCUCAUCCCAACUCCAAGGCUAUCGAAUCUAGCACUCUAUGAGUGGCCUACAAUAUUUCAAGUUGUUAAUGCUUUUGAUGAUUGA